CUUGUUGUGAACAGUCUGGGGAAGGAUCUCGGAAGAUGAGAGGAAAUGCAUAUAUGGACUAUAAAAUCCCACUGAGAGUUCAAAAUCUUCUGCGUGCAAGUACGGAUAAUACUCACGCAUGUGGGUCAACAAAGGUCAACAACCGGAGCGACUAAACAUUCAGAAAGGGGCGGCGAGGGCAAGUGCGAUCGAGGUAAAGGAGGACUGAAAUCAACGUGACUUUUAAAGCGCCCAUGUACGCGAAGGUGUCGCCGGCUCUUUUUCCCGCGGAGAGCACCCGCCCGCUCGCACACCGCCCGCACACCGCGCCGAGUGGACCGUGAGAGCGCACCUUUCCAAAGAUGAACAUCCAAGUUGUGCCCGAGAACAAGCUCUCGUCGGUGGCCCCGCUCAAACAAUGCAAUGUGGAAAAAAAGGAGGUCGAGCUCUUGUUGGUCAAGGACCAGAAUGGCGUGCAGUACACCAGCUCGUCCAUCGUUCCCGCGCCCAGCCGAUACAUGGGGCCGCCCGGGUCCAACUCCGAGGAGGAGCGGGAGUUGUGGGGCAAGAAAAUUGACUUUCUGCUCUCAGUCAUUGGCUUUGCCGUCGACUUGGCGAAUGUUUGGAGAUUCCCUUACCUGUGCUACAAAAAUGGCGGGGGAGCUUUUUUGAUCCCCUACAUUCUUUUCUUGGUCAUCGCGGGGAUGCCAUUGUUCUACAUGGAACUGGCUCUGGGCCAGUACACUAGGGAGGGGGCGGCCACCGUGUGGAAGAUCUGCCCCAUCUUUAAAGGCGUUGGCUACACAGUGAUCGUCAUCGCCCUUUACGUGGGCUUCUACUACAAUGUCAUCAUCGCCUGGUCACUCCACUACCUGUUCUCCUCCAUGACCCGCGAGCUGCCGUGGCUGAAAUGUGACAACCCCUGGAACAGCCCCAACUGCACCAACCCCCAGGCCAUCAAUGGCUCGGUCUUGGGCAAUGGUACCUCGUACGCCAAGUACAAGAUCACCCCAGCAGCAGAGUAUUACGAACGCGGCGUGCUGCACCUCCACGAGAGCAGAGGCAUCGAGGACCUGGGCCUCCCCCGCUUGGAGCUGUCGUUGUGCCUGGUGGUGGUGGUUUUCAUCCUCUACUUCAGCCUGUGGAAAGGCGUCAAGUCCUCAGGGAAGGUGGUGUACAUCACAGCCACCAUGCCCUACGUGGUCCUCUUUGUGCUGCUCAUUCGAGGAAUCACGCUGCCGGGGUCCAUGGAUGGCAUCCGGGCCUACCUGCACAUCGACUUUAAGAGGCUCAACAAUCUGGAGGUGUGGAUCGAUGCAGCCACGCAGAUAUUUUACUCCCUUGGAGCAGGAUUCGGGGUGCUCAUUGCCUUUGCUAGCUACAACAAAUUUGACAAUAACUGUUACAGGGAUGCUCUGUUGACCAGCACUGUGAACUGCGUCACCAGUUUCUUCUCAGGGUUUGCCAUCUUCUCCGUGCUGGGCUACAUGGCUUACAAACACGGAGUGAAAAUAGAAGACGUGGCGACUGAGGGGGCAGGAUUGGUAUUCAUCAUCUACCCGGAGGCCAUUUCUACCCUCCCGGGUUCCACGUUUUGGGCUAUUGUGUUCUUCAUCAUGCUGCUAACGCUCGGCAUUGACAGUUCGAUGGGCGGCAUGGAGGCCGUCAUCACAGGCCUGACAGACGACUUCAAGAUUCUCAAGAGGAACAGGAAGCUUUUCACCUUCGCCACAGCCUUUGGCACCUUCCUGUUCGCGCUGCUCUGUGUGACGAAUGGGGGAAUCUACGUGCUGACUCUGUUGGACAAGUACGCCGCCGGGACAUCCAUUCUUUUCGCCGUGCUGAUUGAGGCCAUCGGCGUGUCGUGGUUUUAUGGCGUGGACCGCUUCAGUGAAGAUAUUGAGCGGAUGAUGGGCUUCAAGCCAGGACUUUACUGGAGACUGUGCUGGAAGUUUGUCAGCCCUGCUUUUCUUUUGUUUGUGGUGGUCGCCAGCACGGUGACCUCUUCGGGCCUCAAGUACGACGAUUACGUCUUCCCCCAUUGGUCCAACGUCUUGGGAUGGGGCGUGGCCAUGUCGUCGAUGCUGUUUGUACCCGUCUACGCCGUGUACAAGUUCUGCAGCGUCCCUGGAACCUUCAGAGAGAAAAUAGCCUAUUGCAUCACUCCUGAACACGAGCAUCACUUAGUGGCCGAGGGAAACAUACGGCAGUUUAAACUCAGGCACUGGUUGGCUAUCUGAUGAAUACUCCCAAGAAUCUUUCAGCAAUUAUCGCCAUUCCCAAGACAUGACGGGUUUUUUUUAUUUUUUUAAACCCUGUUGCAUCACUCUUGUUACUUAGCAAGGCUUUUUUGGGGGGGCAAGUACUUGAUAUCAAAUUAGUCCGCAAGUCGUUUCACAUCAUUAGAUACAUGUACCAGUAGACGAUGUUUCGUAUUUGCAUUCAUUUGACUUCAGCAACGUCGACUGUUAUCUCCCGCAAGGCACUGAAUCAAAACCAAAAGUUGACACGCGACAGACUUAUUUGUUACCUUUUUUGGCCUUAUGAAUGUUAUUGUUGUUCUUAUUUAAAUGAUCAUAUUUGCUAGAUUGUUUGUUUGUUUGUUUUGGCUUAUCUGUGCCUUAAUCGAGCGAGACACUCCGUUUAUUUUCUGUAGUACUUUUCGGGGAGCGG
Messenger RNA from Hippocampus comes (tiger tail seahorse), 2652 nucleotides. It is a transcript of the gene slc6a2, whose product is annotated as solute carrier family 6 member 2. Gene Ontology annotation, biological process: sodium ion transmembrane transport; dopamine uptake involved in synaptic transmission; amino acid transport. NCBI's taxonomy places the organism in Eukaryota, Metazoa, Chordata, Actinopteri, Syngnathiformes, Syngnathidae. The coding region runs from base 342 to 2219 and encodes 625 amino acids. The record is from RefSeq and is a predicted model, not a curated record. The transcript is spliced from 16 exons. Gene Ontology annotation, molecular function: dopamine:sodium symporter activity; norepinephrine:sodium symporter activity. Gene Ontology annotation, cellular component: neuronal cell body membrane; axon; plasma membrane.